Tripterygium wilfordii is the source of this 4193-nucleotide messenger RNA. RefSeq names its product kinesin-like protein KIN-4A. The transcript has 26 exons. Bases 399 to 3560 code for a protein of 1053 amino acids. Gene Ontology annotation, biological process: mitotic spindle organization; microtubule-based movement. Gene Ontology annotation, molecular function: ATP binding; microtubule motor activity; microtubule binding. The record is from RefSeq and is a predicted model, not a curated record. NCBI's taxonomy places the organism in Eukaryota, Viridiplantae, Streptophyta, Magnoliopsida, Celastrales, Celastraceae.
CCACCACAGGAACAAAGAAAGACGUACGUACAUUCUGGGAGGGUAAAAUGGUAAUGACGGAGGAUGGGGACGGGGUUCGACCGUUGUGAGGGGCAGAAUGGGAAAGAGUGUUGUCAAAGAUUUUACCAGCACAACCGUCUGGGCUGGUGUGUGUAGUGAAGCUGAAGGAAAAUGAUAGUGGUUGUUGUCAAUGCAGUUACCUGCUACUAGCCCAUUAUUUUGCCCGAUUCCCCUUACUACCCUUCCCCUUUCUCUCUCUCUAAAAAGAUCUUCAUUCUCUCCCUCUCUUUGUCUCUCUCUACUCUUACAUUGCCGGAGAAGGUCGACUAUUGAGUAGCAGAAUUUUGUAAUCUUGAUUGGUUGUCUCUCAAUUUGUUGAGUUAGUUUUGCUUUUUUAAAUGCUUCCAAUGGAAGCUAAUGGUGGCGGCGGUGGUGGUGGAGCUUUGCUUGUUGGUGGUAAUGCAGAGGAUUGUUGUGUGAAAGUGGCGGUUCACAUCAGGCCGCUCAUAGGCGAUGAGCGAGCUCAAGGUUGUAAGGAUUGUGUCACUGUCGUACCAGGGAAGCCUCAGGUUCAAAUUGGCACACAUUCCUUUACUUUUGAUCAUGUCUACGGAAGCACUGGCUCUCCUGCAUCAGCCAUGUUUGAAGAAUGUACCGCUCCUCUUGUUGAUGGUUUGUUUCAAGGCUAUAAUGCAACUGUUUUAGCAUAUGGUCAGACAGGAUCUGGAAAGACAUACACAAUGGGUACAGGCUUCAAAGAUGGUUGCCAAACAGCAAUAAUUCCGCAAGUUAUGAAUGUCCUGUUCGGCAAAAUUGAAACUUUAAAGCAUCAAACUGAGUUUCAACUACAUGUUUCUUUUAUUGAGAUUUUAAAAGAAGAGGUGCAUGAUCUAUUGGACUCUACAUCUUUCAACAAAUCGGAUACUACAAAUGGACACACUGGAAAAGUAACAAUACCUGGGAAGCCACCAAUACAGAUUCGUGAAACAUCAGAUGGUGUGAUAACUCUGGCAGGCUCUACUGAAGUUGGUGUUAGUUCUUUAAAAGAAAUGGCUGCUUGCCUAGAACAGGGCUCAAUGAGCAGGGCAACUGGAAGUACAAACAUGAACAACCAAUCGAGUCGUUCACAUGCCAUUUUCACCAUCACAUUAGAGCAAAUGCGUAGAAUCAACCCAGUUUUCCCUGAUGAUGGCAAUCUUAAUGAGAGUAUGAAUGAAGAAUAUCUUUGUGCCAAGUUGCAUUUGGUAGAUCUCGCUGGGUCAGAGCGAGCCAAAAGAACGGGGUCUGAUGGUUUACGUUUCAAGGAAGGAGUCCACAUCAACAAAGGCCUUCUUGCCCUUGGUAAUGUGAUUAGUGCACUUGGAGAUGACAAGAAGCGCAAAGAAGGUGUUCAUGUUCCUUAUCGAGAUAGUAAACUUACUCGACUUUUACAGGACUCACUUGGAGGAAACAGCAGAACUGUUAUGAUAGCCUGCAUUAGUCCAGCCGAUAUUAAUGCUGAGGAAACCCUUAACACACUAAAGUAUGCAAACCGUGCGCGAAACAUCCAAAAUAAGCCUGUUGUCAACAGGGAUCCCAUGUCCAGUGAAAUGCUAAAGAUGCGCCAACAGCUAGAGUAUUUGCAGGCAGAGCUCUGUGCUCGUGGGGGUGGAUCCUCAUCUGAUGAAGUGCAGGUUCUCAAGGAAAGGAUUGCUUGGCUUGAAGCCGCCAACGAGGAUCUUUGCCGAGAACUCCAUGAAUAUCGCAGCAGAUGUACUGUAGUAGAGCAACGUGAAACAGAUGCUCAAGAUGGUGUUGUGUGCUCUGGGAAAAGUGAUGGGCUUAAAAGAAGCUUGCAUAGUAUAGACUCAUCUGAUUAUAUGGGUGAAAAUAUCGCAGGUGACUCCAGAGAAAUCGAUGAAGUAGCAAAAGAAUGGGAGCACACACUUCUGCAAAGUAGUAUGGACAGAGAGUUGCAUGAAUUAGAUAGACGUUUGGAGGAGAAAGAGUCUGAGAUGAAACUCUUUGGAGGGUUUGACACUGCUGCUCUUAAGCAACAGUUUGGGAAGAAAAUCAUGGAGCUGGAGGAUGAGAAAAGAGCUGUACAGCAAGAGAGGGAUCGUUUGUUGGCUGAAGUUGAAAAUCUUGCUGCUAAUUCUGAUGGGCAAACACAGAGAUCGCAUGACAUCCACACCCAAAAACUGAAAACACUCGAGGCUCAGAUACAAGAGCUCAAGAAAAAACAAGAGAGCCAUGUGCUGCUUUUAAAGCAAAAACAAAAAAGUGAUGAAGCGGCAAAAAGAUUACAAGAAGAAAUUCAGUCUAUCAAGGCUCAGAAGGUUCAAUUGCAAAAUCGGAUAAAACAAGAGGGAGAACAAUUUCGACUGUGGAAAGCCUCUCGAGAGAAAGAACUCCUACAGCUACGGAAGGAAGGGAGAAGAAACGAGUAUGAAAGACAUAAACUGCAAGCUUUAAACCAGCGCCAGAAACUGGUUCUCCAAAGAAAGACAGAAGAAGCUGCAAUGUCCAUUAAGAGGCUAAAGGAGUUGCUGGAAGCUCGUAAAUCUUCUGCUCGCGAAAACUCGAGCUACAUUGCAGCCAUCAACAAUGGAAACGGAACAAAUGGCCAGACCAAUGAGAAAUCCUUGAAACGUUGGCUUGAUCAUGAGCUAGAAGUCAUGGUGAAUGUGCAUGAAGUUCGGUUCGAGUAUGAGAGACAAAGCCAAGUGCGAGCUGCAUUGGCGGAAGAAUUAGCUGUGCUGAAGCAGGUGGAUGAGUUUGCUUCAAAGGGGCUUAGUCCUCCAAGAGGAAAAAAUGGAUUUGCUAGGGCAUCCUCCAUGUCACCAAAUGCUAGAAUGGUCAGAAUAUCUUCUCUUGAGAAUAUGCUAAGCAUAUCAUCUAAUUCACUUGUAGCUAUGGCCUCACAACUUUCAGAAGCUGAAGAGAGGGAGCGUGCCUUCACUAACCGUGGACGUUGGAAUCAGUUACGCUCUAUGGGGGAUGCAAAAAACUUGCUUCAAUACAUGUUCAAUUCACUAGCAGAUUCAAGGUGCCAUCUAUGGGAGAAGGAAAUGGAGAUCAAAGAAAUGAAGGAGCAACUUAAAGAACUUGUUGGUCUGUUGCGACAGAGUGAGUUGCACAGGAAAGAAGUAGAAAAAGAGCUGAAACUGAGAGAGCAAUCUGUUGCAAUUAAUUUGGCUAACUCACCUUCAGGCAACUCACAUGAUUCUCUGAAGCAUUUCACUGAUGAUGUGACUAGUCCCUUGUCUCCUGGGUCUGCACCCGCACAAAAGCAGCUUAAGUAUACACCUGGUAUUGCCAAUGGCUCGGUCCGAGAAUCGGCGGCCUUCAUAGAUCAGACAAGAAAGAUGGUACCAAUUGGACAGUUGUCAAUGAAGAAAUUAGCAGUGGCAGGACAUGGUGCAAGGCUAUGGAGGUGGAAGAGAAGUCAUCAUCAGUGGCUCGUACAGUUCAAAUGGAAGUGGCAAAAGCCAUGGAGACUGUUGGAAUCAAUUAGGCACAGUGAUGAGACAAUUACGAGGACGAAGCCGCGAUCACAAACUCUAUCGCGUGUGAUUUGAUAUAUCUCUUCACUGUGCCUAAUGUUAACCUUUGACCUUAAGUGUGACCCAAACUCAGAGCACAGAGAUAAACCUAUAAAUCAGAGCAGUGUACUAGAACUGCUAGUGAAGUGGUCUGCUCAUAGCUAUUUUGGAUAAACUGAUUUUUCGAGAACAUAGGUGUGUGGUCUUGUAAUAUUUGAUGUGAUUACUAUUCCGGAGCAUCUUCUAGGGUUUGUUGAUGCUACCGAUAUUUUGGCCAAGAACUUUCAAGACAACGAAGGUGAAAGAUUGUACGUGGCCGACGCACGGUUGGAGAGUCACUCCAGUUGACUUCCAUUUUCUUGUUUUUUUUCUGUCCAUAAUAUGUUUAUAGAAAGGAAUUUCCUCCACCCAGAAAUGUGUUAUGAGCUUUCUUUCAUAGGUUUUUAUUGUUUUAGUCUUCAGUGUGUAAAAGAGGUGAUAUUGUUUAUGGAUGUAGUAGUGAAGUUGAUUUUGCUGAAAACAUUUGUGUAGCAUGUAGGCUGUAGCGCUUUCUCUCUGGUUUCGGCAGUGCUUCGUUUGUAACUUGUAAUUAAGCACACAAUAUUUCGUUAUUACAGGAAAACGAACGUCCUAAUAAAAUAUAAUAAAAUGUUGUCGCCUGUCUGUUCA